CUGAAAAUCACCUCCAUAAUCUGACAUCCAUGGCUACAACAUAUACUAUAAUAAUAAUAAUAAUAAUAAUUUUUUUCUCUUUUUCCUAUCCAACUUUUUAAUGCUUACCCUUCACUCUUUACCCCACUACCCCAACCCACAACUUGCCUCUUUCACGCACACACACACACACAGAAGAAAAGUAGUAAACAAUGUUGUUCUUGUUUUGAGAUUUUCUUGAUCUCAUAAAGGUGGAGUCUUUUUACCUGCAUUGUUGUAUUUUGGGUUAGUUUGUGAGUUUUUACUAAGUGGGGUUUGGUUAUUUUGUUUGAUUUGUAUGAAUGAGAAAGGAAUAGGGCAGUGGAAAUUUUUUUCUUCAGCUAUGGAGUCUGCAUUAUCAGGUCUCGUUCUCGAUCCCUAUAAAUUUAGCCAAUUGAGUAUGGAAGAUAGAAGGCAAUUAGUACAUGAAAUUUCCCAAUGCCCUGAAGAUGCGCCGAAGAUCUUGAGCUCGCUGACCAGAAAAGAACUACUAGAGAUUAUAUGUGCUGAGAUGGGCGAAGAGAGAAAAUACUCUGGCUACACAAAAUUCAAAAUGAUAGAUCACCUUCUAAAGCUGGUUUCCUGUAAGUCUAACACAGAUACUGGCCCUACCUUCAAAAGGCAGCGGACGCAAGAAUAUCAAUGUCAACCUUCGGUUCAGAAUGAUGAAGUUAAUCGGGAGAUGGGAAGCAAAACCCAGGUCCUACUCUGUCAUAAUCUGGUAUGUAGAGCUUCUCUUGAAAGAGAUGAUGUUUUCUGCAAACGAUGUUCUUGCUGCAUUUGUCAUCAGUACGAUGAUAAUAAAGACCCUAGCUUGUGGUUAACCUGUGAUUCUGAUUCUCAAGAUGAAACUAAACCAUGUGGAUUGUCAUGCCAUCUAAAAUGUGCACUUGAGCAUGAACAAUCAGGCAUAUUGAAGAAUUGCAUCAAUCCAAAAUUGGAUGGAGAUUUCUAUUGUGUUUCUUGUGGAAAAAUUAAUGGGAUAAUGAGAACCUUGAGAAAACAAUUGAUGACAGCAAAGGAGGCGAGAAGAGUUGAUGUGCUGUGUUUAAGAAUCUCUCUGAGCCAUAAAAUUCUAGAGAAAACUGAGAAAUACAAAGGACUGCUGAAAGUUGUUGAAUUGGCUGCUGAGAUGCUGAAGAAUGAAAUAGGGCCUCUUGCACAGGCAUCAGAGAAAAUGGAUCGCAGGAUAGUGAACAGGCUUUCUUGCGGUACUGCUGUUCAGAAUCUUUGUGGCUCUGCAGUGGGCACUUUUGAUUCCAUGUUUCAGAAUCAAUUCUCUAGUCAUACGAAAAUGGAAGAGACUCCGAUGUCUUGCCGGAUACAUCUUGAGGAGCAAUCUCCAUCUAAAGUAACGAUUGUCUUCGAAUAUGAUGAUUGUGUGCUGAAAGAACUUAUGGGCUUCAAAUUGUGGUACCGGAAGUCCACAACAAACAAAUAUCCUGAUGAGGCAACUUUUAUUGCACUAAGCCCUGUGAAGAAAUUUAAGCUGGAUGGUCUUGAUCCUUUGACACAGUACUUCUGCAAGGUUUCUUUCUUCAACAAGGCAGCGACUUUGGGGGUUCAGGAGGUGAAUUGGGUAACACCUCCUGUACAGACAAGCUACAAGUCAGGUUCAGAUAAUGCCACUAUAGAUACUACACUGAUGCAUGCUGAGUCAAUGAGUUCUACUGACCACAAACUAACAACUUAUGAUCCAAAACCAUGCUCCCUGAAUGACAUUGAAAGCCAAGCUAAUGCAUCUCCUGUAUCCCCUCUUCCCAAGAUGCACAUUCCUUUAGCUAGUCCACUUUCAAGUGCACCUGCCACACCUUGUCAAACUAAUGGAUCAAAGGAAGUGCAAUUGCGUGGCAUUGGACAAGUGAAGGUAAGUGAUUAUGAGUACUCUGUAGGGAUCAUCAAGAAGUUGGAACACGAAGGGCUUAUAGAAACAGAUUUCAGAGUGAAGUUCUUGACUUGGUUUAGCUUGAAAGCCACGACACAAGAAAGAAAGGUUGUUCGAGUCUUUAUAGACACCUUUGUCGAUGACCAUUCAAGUUUGGCAGAACAACUCAUGGACACAUUCAUGGAUGAGAUAUGCAUGGAGCAGAAAGUCGACCUACAUGCAAUCUACAGUAAAUUCUGGCAUUAAACAAACAUCUACUUUCUGAAAUUAGCUAGGGGAUAAACUUUGCACAGUUGAUGUGAUGCUACUAACCAAUCUUUGACAACUUAUGCUCUCUGAAAAUUAUUCUUGUGAAUCAUAGCUGUUAUCUCUAGAGAUAAAAGAGAGGUGUCUGUUUUGUGCAUGAAACUCAAUCUUGAAGUAAACCUGUUAUUUGAACAGGAUUUGAUGUUGUUGGAGAUAACAUUUCCAGAAAGAUGGGAAACCUUUUUCAUGAACCAAA
Molecule: messenger RNA, 2405 nt
Organism: Solanum lycopersicum (tomato)
Lineage: Eukaryota; Viridiplantae; Streptophyta; Magnoliopsida; Solanales; Solanaceae
Product: VIN3-like protein 2
Biological process (GO): epigenetic regulation of gene expression; vernalization response
Source: RefSeq, a predicted model, not a curated record